Messenger RNA from Cuculus canorus (common cuckoo), 6052 nucleotides. RefSeq names its product BCL2 antagonist/killer 1 (gene BAK1). The coding region runs from base 196 to 849 and encodes 217 amino acids. Gene Ontology annotation, biological process: regulation of apoptotic process; extrinsic apoptotic signaling pathway in absence of ligand; intrinsic apoptotic signaling pathway in response to DNA damage. Lineage: Eukaryota; Metazoa; Chordata; Aves; Cuculiformes; Cuculidae. Gene Ontology annotation, cellular component: mitochondrial outer membrane. The transcript has 6 exons. The record is from RefSeq and is a predicted model, not a curated record. Gene Ontology annotation, molecular function: protein homodimerization activity; protein heterodimerization activity.
CCUCUCUUCUUCUUUUCCCUCCUCCUCCCCGGCCCCGCUCGCUUCCUUCCCCCGCGCAAAGCAGGAAAGGCGGCAGCGGGGAUGGAGCGGCUCCCAGCCGGGAUGCUUUAACUUCCCAGGACGCUUUAACUUCCCGGGACAUCCCGACCCCUCCUGCUGGCCGGUAAAGCCGAUACUCCCAAGCAUCUCUCUGCCAUGGCCUCAGGGAACGACGGGGACCCACCGAGGGCCCACGGACGCCGGGGAAGGAAUGGACGCAGGCUGUCACAGGAGCUCAAUGCAGAAGAUCAGGUGGCAGAAGAGACAGAGGAGGUGUUUCGGAGCUAUGCCUUUUACCGCUACCAACAGGAGAGAGAAGAGAGAGGGGACGAAGUGCCCAUGGACCCAGAGAUCGUGGAGAUCCAGCAGGAGCUGGGCAGCACCGGGAGCCAAGUGGGAAGGCGCCUGGCCAUCAUCGGGGAUGACAUUAACAAGCGAUAUGAUGCGGAGUUUCGCUGCAUGCUGAAAUCUUUGCAGCCUACCAAAGACAACGCCUAUGAGUACUUCACCAGAAUAGCCUCCAGCUUGUUCGACAGCGGUAUUAACUGGGGCCGGGUGAUUGCGCUGCUGGGCUUCGGCUACCACAUGGCCAUUCACGUCUACCAGCAAGGCAUACCAGGUUUUCUCCGCCGCAUCGCAAGCUUCGUCGCCGAGUUCAUGCUCCGGAACCGCAUCGCCCAGUGGAUCGCCCAGCAGGGAGGAUGGGUGGCUGCGCUCAAUCUGGAAAAUGUUUACUUGAAGUACAUGCUGGCGGUGGCCGUCCUGGUCAUGGUGGGACAUUUAGUGGUACGACGCUUCUUCAGACCCUGACUGACGUGGGGGGCAGAGGCUGGGAGGGUCCGGCCAAGCUCUCUCUCAAAUCUUUGCUCUGUGUUGACGUCUCCCAAGAGAGGGGGGAUUCAAGGAACCUCUGAGAGAGAGAGCAGCUUGGACCUGUGACCCUCCCACCACGGGGCGCAGGGUCUCUGCCAUCCAUGCAUACACCACCAGGAGCUAUGGAUAGAAGCAGUCAGGGGGAGGUUGAACUUUGUUGUCUGUUUUAUGCCUCGCUUAGCUGCUAAGGACAGAGCAUCGCUGCCACGCUCCCAGCACGCAGCAGUGAGGCAGAGCAGGCUCUUCUGGUGUCAAAGAGUCUGAAAGGAACAAAUGUGUUGUGAUAAUGGCAGCAUUUGUAUGUGUGCAAGCGCACGGGUCUCAUCCACUCCUUGGGGCAGGUGUAGAGCUCUUCGUUUGCUAAUGGCUCUAGCCCAGACCGUGCCUGCAUUUGAGGAGGGAUUGCAGCCCUGGUUGCUACAAUUGUCAUCUGUAAGUUGGUGGAGGGGUCAGCCAGCAUUAGCCAAGCCCAUACGGGGCUUGUUUUCACCUCCCUUCUGCUCCUGAACCCAAGUAUUUGAGCCUUCUCUUUCCUUUUAACAAGCAUCCCUGCCCCUUUCUAUAGAAACACGCUGCCUGCCUGCCCUCGGCUACCCCAGGGUGCCAUCUGGCAGUGCUGGCAGGCAGGUUUUCCCUGUCUCAGCCUGAGCUUGGAGACGUGCAGCUCUCGCCGUGGCUGAUGCUGGUGCUGGGAUGCAGCCUCACAGCCCUCAAAGCCCGUGUGCCGGCAGACUUAGGAAGCACCAGCAGGUUUCCAAACACUAAAAGAGCUGUGGGAUGACAAAUGGUCAGACUAAUUCGGUAGACUUGGCUGCUGGGAAAUGAGCAGCCCAAGUGACACCAGUUGGUCUCCUUUGCCCUCGAUGGGAGGCACUGGAGUUGCAUCCCAUCCCUACAUCAGGUCUCAGCCUUCUGCGCUCCGCUGGGCAGGAUGGUGCAGGCGUGACCCAGUUAAGCCCAGGGCUGUAGUUGUCUGAGCUGCCCGGAGCACACUCCCUCUUCUGGCACAGUAUCUUUGGGAAGUGACUUGACUCUGUUCCAUUCAUGACUAAUUCUCUAGUGUGAUUUUUUUAGGGGAGGGAAGCAGGCUCAGCUCUGCCAUCCCAAACCUUUCUGCAAAAUAGAGGGAGCGUCUCAGCAUGGACCAUGUGGUUUAUCUCCGUUCUUUUUACUCAAGAUAAGUCCGUAAGGCUUUAAACUGUGACCGGCCCUGUCUGAGCCAACUCACCCUGUUGCAGCAUCACCCGUCUCCUAGAGCAGGUCAGCCAGCUCGGCGAGGGAGCCAGAGGGGCCUCAGAGGUAGGAAAAAGAGCAGUGGUUUGGGCUCCUCUCCUAUGGCAGACAGAGCCCUUCUCUGGCUCAGCAGGAGUUGCAGUAUUGUAACCCUAAACAGAGCCCCAUUGCAACGUGGCUGCAGCAAGGGACUCGCCUGGUAUCGCUACCGCAAACGGGCUGGGUGACCCCAAAGUGCUCUGACAUCCCUGUGGCACGGGGAUCGCCAAACCAGGACAGCCCUGCCUGCUGUCACCACCUGCAGUGACCACCACGAGAGCCCAAGGAGGGCAGAGAGAUCGAGAGCAGCCCAUGCGGAACGAGAGCAUUCCUGACAUCUGUCUGAUCUGUUCUUGAAAGCCUCCAGUAUUGCCUCCCCAUAUCACUGCUUCCUAUUUUAAUCUUCAUGUUCAGGUUUUUUCCCCUCGAUGCCCGUCCCUUGCUGCGGUUUAAGCUUGUUGCUGCUCAUCCUGAACAUCCUUUCUCCUUGCAGCUGCAGAAGCAUAGCAGGACCAGCCAUCAUUUUAUAACACAGCUUCCCUCACGUUCCUGCUUCUUAUUAAUAUAAGAAUAGCAAACUUUUCAGCUUAUUUCCUUAUUUGGGUCUUUCUGUGCUUAUCAUUUUGACCCUGACUGUUCCUGCAGUGUCCCUUUUCCCUGGUGGGGUGCCCAGCUACGCUUACUAGAAAUGCAUUAAAAUAUUUGCUCUAAUAUUCCUCUCCUAUAUAUCUCAGUUUUGGUUGCUGUAUUGGUUUUACCUGUGCUGAGCAGCGCAGGUCUCCAGGGGAUUGUCCACGCUCAGGUUUUACAGCUGUGCUGGCUUCUCCUUGAGCAGCCCAACGCCCACCUAGAUCAUUCGUCCACCUAUUUCUUUGUGUUUAUCCACACACAAUUUACCACCGUGCCGCCUGUCCCCCUGUCUUGAGCAGAUCUUGAGAGCUGAAGGGUCUUCUCUGGUGUCAACCACUCUAACCAACUUAGUAUCAUCUACAGUUUGUCAUCCCCACCCCUUACCUUCUUUUCUGGGUGAAAACACCACCAGAUGGAGCCUUUUUGCCAUGAUGAAAAUGAACUGCUAAUUGUUAUUUUCUCAUCAUAGCCAUGUCACUGUCCUCUAGGUUGGUUGUCUGGUUUGGUUGGGUCUCCAGCAGGACUUUUUCUAGAGGACCUUGGAAAGAAAACAGUACAUCAACUUAUAUUCACUACUUCACCGACACACUCCAAGAACUCUAACAGUCUAGAACUUCUGCUUAUACAAAAGCUUGUAAUUUAUUCUCAUCUUCCAGAUAAGGUGUUUCACCUCGCAAACCUCAUUCAGGUGUAAGGCUAGGAGAUGUUAAGUAAAGAAUAACUUUUAGCUUUAUAGUAGAUGACCAAGCCUUAGUAAAAUCUGUGAUGCCAGGGCAGAGAAGGGAACUUCUAAAAUAGCUGCUGUAGCAAAGGAAAAAAAAUCCAUUUUAUCCAUUUACUCAGGGGAGGAUUGUCUCAGGAUUGCAGCAUGUUGUCUCCCUUUUCCGUGACCUCUCCUAGCCUUCCUGACACUGGUGACCAAGUGGGAAAAAGCUUCAUCUGGGACUGUGAAUGGGUCUGUAGUGCUGUGUCCUGUCACUGGAUGGCAACAGCACCGCAGGCACAGCCACCUGCGGGCUGAGCUCCGAGGGCAGAAUGGGGCUGAGCUCCCAGGAAAGGGGGGGGGGAAAAAAAACCCUUUCAGAUCUUCUUUCUCCAGGUGACCUCAGUGUCCAUCAGCUGUGGUUUGCACCCCCGGAGCUGAGGGUGUGCGCUGUGCUCUGACUCACAGCAAAGGGAAGGCGUCACUGGUUUGUACUGGGAGGGAGGGGGAGGAAUGCUUCAGGGGGGGCAGGAACAGGCUACAGCAGGGUGGAAUUGGCUGGGGUCACAGCAAACCAAGACGAGAAGGCUUGGCAGCUGGUGCUGUUUGUAGGGUCCGUCUCUUAAGAGAGCCGCAGCGGGUAUCUACCUCGAAGCCCCACUCGGCAGAGUUUGGGCAGGGGGGGGGCCUUGGACACGGUACCACAGGCACCUCAACCAUGUGCAGAAGAUUUUUGGGAGCUAGGGGUUUGUUUUUAAUUAAAAAAAAAAAAAAAAAGUACAUGUCUAUUGAAGCAAAAGCUGUAAAUAAAAGAAUGUUCUCAGAAGAACCCCAAACUUCCCUUGCAGGGCUGAAUCAGCCACUUUAUUCUGCAGAGAUAAAGCCUUGAUCAACUACAAUAUUUUAACCCUCAACCUGGUCACGUUGUGCCUUGUACGAAGCCCAUUUGAUGCACUGAAUGUCACCUCCUUAGUUACUGUGGUGCUACUGGGGCAGGAUUGGCCUCAAGGCUUUGGCUCCUUUCCCUGCCCAGCAAGAGGAACUGGGGUGGGAAGCCCUAAACGGGAAAAUAAAGGCAGAGGAGGAGGAGAAGGCUCUGCCACGCUGUUUACAAGAAGGGGGUUGCUCGUUGAAUCAUUUGGGUUGGAAGGAAAGUCUCACCCCAACUCAAUGCAAGGCUACACCUGAGCACUGCAGGGUUUGGUGGAGGGUUGCUGGGCAAGCACGCUGUUUUUCUGGCAAGGGAGAGCCAAGCUGGGGUUGUGUCCAAGGAAGAACUGUCUGUUUGUGAUGCCUACAGCUCAGCUGCACCCACUGGUACCAGCGCCUGCUUGGUCUGCUCACUCCUAGACUGUAGGGAGAGGAAUCUAAGAAAGGCUUGUGCGGUUUUCCUUUCUCCACCAAGCCCCAGGAGCAACAGAUGGGAUGGUUUUGGCAUCCCAGUGCUCGGGGAAGGCUGAAAUGCUCCCCAGAAGUAGCAAAGAGGUGUGCAGGCUGUCCAGGCAUGGUGCUGGUCCCGAGUGCUGCAGGAGCUGUAGGUGGAUGCAAGUCAAGGCAGCUGAGCUCAGCCCUUGAGUUCUGCACUCCGAGUCCUUGUGCUGCUCUGUGCUGGCUCCUUAUAUAUCAAGGGGUGCAGGAGAGAAAGGGGGGUGCAUUUUGGUGAGGAUUUCUUUGUGCCAGAGGCUACCCAAGGAAAGGAGUCAAGGGAGCACAGCACAGCCAGAAAACUCUUCGUUCGAGCAGAAGCGUGUGUGCUUGGGAGGGUGGGCAGAAGAAUUUCAUUCAGAAGGUUGUAAUGGGUGCAAAGAAAAAGAGGGAGAGUCUGAAGGAUGAGUUUCAUUUACUGAGCCCUACGUGUGAGUUUUUUUUACUCCCACCCUCUCCCAGCUCUUGCCUACUGGAUGGAGGAAUCUGCCUGAGCCAUUCGUUUCCUUGUCAGAACCACCUCUCUCUUGUAGCUGUCUCUUACGCUAUUAGCCAAACCCUGAGCCAUCCCUGCCAAACGCCGGGUGCUGCAGGGGCCAACGCUGCCCCACGGACACCAGUCUUGAUGGUGAGAUUGGUGGUAGCCUUCUGUGAAGCUCUGUGUGAUGGGUUUCACACAUAUACUUGAAACCACACCGUCACUUCAUUCUGGUUCUUCCUUACCUUUUUUCCACAGCGUCAAAGCAAAAGAAGCUCCUUUCCCACCUCCCUUUGCCCCUCCAGGAAGCCCCCAGCUGUCUCCUAGCACUGCAGGAAGGGCACGGGGCAUAUGAUGGAGCAGUAGAACAUGCUUUGUGUUGACUCAGGAGGGGUGGGACUGGUAAACACCUUUUCUUUCCAGGGGGAGGAGAAGACCACAGGUUGUCCCAGUAGCAGCGGGGAGGUGGGGAAUGAGCUCAGCCCUUUCCUGGUGCAGGUCGUCUGUAAACAGCAGGCAAAGGGGCUGUGUGGGACAUGGUGGGCUGCUUUUACCUGAAAGAAAAACAUUUCCUUCACAAAUAUCCUGUUUUAAAAUGAUGUAAUAUAUAUAUUUGAAAAUAAAAAUGGUAC